GACGUAGGCAGCUCGAGCGUUUUGAGUUGUUUUUAUUUCCAACUCGGAGCGGAUGGAGACGGAAAGAGUCGCUCGCGCUCCGGUGCUGUGUGCGUGUGUGUUUGUGCGCGCGCGGCGAGUGAGUGCGCGCUCCCGCCGCUCAGAACUCAACCUACAAUAAAGCAACAAAAAGAGAGAGAGAGAGAGAAACAAAGCAAAGAGGAAUUUAAAGAAAGAAAGGAGAAACUGAGGUGCAGGAAGAAGAGCGAUGCAGAAGCGGAAGGAGCAGGAUGAGUGUGAUGCUCUGCAGGCUCGUGGCGUAUCUCUCCGUCUCUCUGCACGCGCUCAUCUCCCCGUGCCAGCUCCAUCCUCAGCCCUGUGGCAUCCUCGCGCAGAUCGGACACACCAUCCGCCUCGGCGCCGUCCUGCCCUCCCAUCAGCCCUCGCGCGUCCGAGCCGCCCUGAACCGCGCGCUCGUUCAUGCCAGAAACUGGCCCCACGCGCCGCUCUUACCCUACAACCUGAGCCUGGAGGUGGUGUGGGCGCGAGCGGCGCACGCGGACCCGGAGUCGGUGUUCAGGUGCGUGUGUCAGGACGUGGUGGUGCGCGGGGUCUCGGCCGUGCUCGCGUUCCCGCAGAGCCAGCACGAGCUCGUGCAGGUGGAGUUCAUUUCCGCUUUUCUGGAGAUCCCGUUCAUCAGCAUCAUCGAGGAAGGUGAAGCGCUUCAGACGCAGAACCGGUUCCACCUGCAGAUGCUGACUCAUGUCCCUGCAUCUGGAUUGGCUGAGCUGCUUCUGUCGGUUCUGGUGCGAGCGGGGUGGCAGGGCGGGGCGGCGGUGAUGUGCCCAGGAGGGGGCGACACCGGGGUGUUGGAACACCUCCACCAGCAGGGGCGGGCCGGGCUAAACGGCUCACGCUGGCACCUGUGGGAAACCCUCGACCUCUCCAGCCACUGGGCGUCUUGGUCAAGCGAGGAGGAAGCUAAUAAUAACAACAACAACCAAUUUAUUUUACAUAAAAAGCCUGAGGACGUGUCACAGGAAGUUACUGAUAAGGAACAGGAAAUGAGCGAGCUCCUCUCACAGCUCAUGAACCGAACCCCGUCUGCUCUGCAUUCCAGCGUGGUCGUGUUUGGGUCAGACCCGGAGUGUGUGAGCUUGGUUUUGCGUGGAGCGACGCGACUCGGACACACACUCUGGGUUCUAGGACUGCCCCUGAACCCGGACGCUUUAAGUGCCCUUGGGUCCCCAAAAGGCCUGCUGGCAUACGGACAGACGGAGCGCCGGCCGCUCAGCUCCUACAUCGGCGACGCGCUGCAGCUGGUGGGCCGAGCCGUGUCUGACGCCAGCGUGGUGCGACCCGACCUGGCGCUCAUCCAGAACAUGGUCAACUGCUUCGACAAGCCCAAUAAACACGAGCUGCUGUCAUCCGGACACUACCUGUCCAGAUUCCUCUCCAACAUGUCGUUCGAGGGCCUGACAGGUCAUGUCACUGUGCAUCCCUCCAUCUCUAUCGUUUCCACCACACACGGGUUCCACGUUUGGAGCCUUCAGAGGGACGCUCUAGGUCAGCCAAGCUGGGCCACGGUGGCUGAAUGGCAUUCUGGACACUUGGAGAUGGAUAAGAAGAGUAUUUGGCCGGAUUUAAUGAAACAUGAGCUGGAUCAGGAGACGACCGUCAAGCCCGGCAGACGCUGGCAUCACGGAUUUCCUGUUUCUGGGCACAGACUCCGUGUUGUGACUUUAGUGGAGCAUCCGUUUGUUUUUACCCGCAAGGCUGAUGAAGAUGGCCGAUGCCCAGCUGGACAGCUUUGUCUGGACCCUCGAACCAACAACUCAGACAUCCUGAACCGUCUUUUCACAGAUCUGGAGCAGAAAAACAGCAGCUCGUUACCAGGUGACAUGAUCAAAUGCUGCUACGGAUACUGCGUCGACCUGCUGGAGAAGCUCGCUGAGGAUAUGGGGUUUGAUUUUGAACUCUACAUCGUAGGCGACGGAAAGUACGGAGCGUGGAAAAACGGGCAGUGGACGGGACUGGUGGGAGACUUGCUGAGCGGCGCAGCCGACAUGGCCGUCACGAGCUUCAGCAUCAAUUCAGCGCGGAGCAAAGUGAUGGACUUCACCAGCCCGUUCUUCUCCACCAGCUUGGCCAUCCUGGUGCGCAGUAAGGACACGGCCGCGCCCAUCGGAGCCUUCAUGUGGCCGUUACACUGGUCCAUGUGGGUCGGGAUCUUCAUCACGCUCCACAUCACCGCACUUUUCCUCACGCUCUACGAGUGGAAGAGUCCGUUUGGAAUGACGCCGCAUGGACGAAACCGGGUCCGAGUCUUUUCCUAUUCUUCUGCGCUCAACCUGUGUUACGCCGUGCUGUUCGGACGAACUGUCGCGAGCAAGACGCCAAAAUGCUGGACCGGACGAUUCCUCAUGAACCUCUGGGCCAUUUUCUGCCUGCUGGUGCUCUCCAGCUACACCGCGAACCUAGCCGCUGUGAUGGUGGGCGAGAAAAUAUUCGAGGAGGUUUCGGGAAUUCACGACGCCAAGCUCCAGCAUCCGUCUCUGGGGUUCCGCUUUGGUACGGUCCACGAGAGCAGCGCCGAAGACUACAUGAAGAAGAGUUUUCCUGAAGUGCACGAGUACAUGAGACACUUCAACCAGCCCACCACACCACAGGGGGUCGCUACACUCAAGACAGAUCCUCCUCAACUCGACGCUUUCAUCAUGGAUAAAGCUCUGCUUGACUACGAGGUCUCCAUUGAUGCUGAGUGUAAGCUUCUGACGGUGGGAAAACCGUUCGCUAUCGAAGGUUAUGGUAUUGGAUUACCCCAGCAUUCCCCGCUGACCCGGAACUUUUCGGAGGUCGUGAACGGUUAUAAGUCGGACGGUUUUAUGGAUCUGCUGCAUGAUAAAUGGUAUCGGGCCACUCCCUGCGGAAAACGAAGCUUCGCCGUCACCGAGACUCUGCAGAUGGGUAUCCAGCACUUCUCUGGACUCUUUGUGUUGUUGUGUGUUGGUGUUGUGUGUUCAUUACUCACACUGCUGAGUGAACACACCUUCUACAGCUUCAUCUUACCGCACCUGCACAACCAACACAGACUGAAGUACUGGCUCCACACCAGCCAGAAGAUCCACCGAGCUUUAAACACGGUGUGUGAUGAGAAGAAGACAGAAACCGUGAACAAAAACACAAACAUUCCCUUGUGUCUGUCAGAAGGCUGUCAGCUCCACUGUCUGCCCUCCGCUGAUCCCUCCAUCUCCUCCUCCACCUACAACAGGUGGAACGACGGAAGCCCUGAAGCUACGAGCAGCGAACUCAAAGAUGCUAAUCACAAGCGUGUCCACUUCGACCUGGGGUCAGAGCGAGGCAUUAAGAGCCCUGACGCUUUCAUGGAAGGUCCAGACGUGGGCAUCAAGCGCUCAGAUGAGGCCAUGUGUGACCUGCUGGUGCCGGAUCUGGGCACUAGGAGAUUGGAUGGGGGCAUUAAGAAGCUGUUGAGGUCACAGCGGGGUAUUAGGGGGUUAGUGGGCAGCCCUCCUUCUCAGCUGUGUGCCAACGGAGAUGCAGCGUCAGGACUCAGCCUGGUUCUCCUGCCCCCUGCCUGCCCCGCCUCAUCUCGCUCCUCUCUGUGGGAAGGGGAGCUUCAGGAGAUCGAGGGCAAAAUCGAAGAAUUCCGGGGGAACCUGCGGGCGGCGCUGGCACGGAGAGCCGAGCUCCAGAGGAACCUGGAGAAAGAGAGAGAGAGACAGAGACAGACGGAGAGAGACAGCAGCUGUCUCUCCAUCAGCACAGACAUGAACAGGAGGAGGUGAUGAGUGAGACAGGAGGGACGAACGAGUGCCGUCUCUCUUCUCAUUCUGUAUACAGGAAGUGCCGUUAGUUCCUCUCUGCCCUGCAGCUUCAUGUGCGCUUCCCUACAGAUGCACAUCCUGUUUCUUACAAGCGGAACAACGUGACUGAACUAAAAAAAAUAAAAAAUUAUUAUUUUUUUUUUUUUCAUUUUUCAAAAUGUAACGGUUUAAAAGUUAUGGAGAGAAAAGAGAAUGAGAGAAAACUGAAACGGGGAAAAAAGAAAAGGACUGAAAACGGACAGCGAGGAGAGAAAGAGAGAGAGAGGGAGACGAGACAAGAAAAGGAAAGGAUGUGGAGGAAAAGAGGAAAAAAUCGAGGAGGAAAGGAUUUAAAAAGCGAAGGAAAGAUCGUGAAAGAGAGAGCAGAGAAGAACAAGUAAGACUCAAAAAACAGAUGGGAAGUAGAAAGAAAUGAAGGGAUAAAAGAAAAAAGAGCAGAAGAUAGAUAAUGAAAAAUAAAACCAGAAAGUAACAGAAAGAGAAAGAGUACAAAGGGAAAUAGAGAAGGAAAGAGAGCUGGAAGUUGACUGGUGCUGAUUGGUCAGCGGCUGUAACGAUCGUCAUGACAUCGUCAGUGGGAAUUCUCCGCCGCUGGAUUGUUAAUAUUCCGCUGUAAUGUUGUUUAACGCAUGACGUAAUGCUGAUAGAGUUCUAGAAGAGUUUUUUUUGAAGGCUGGAGAGUGAUGAAGGAAACACAAACGUUGUUCGGAUAAAACAUCGGAAACGUUUCAGACGUCUAUAAACGACUGGAUUCUACAGCACACUGUGCACGCUUUGGCCAUUUUACUCAUUAUUAUGAUUCUGUGAUUAUUCCAAUCAUAUUGUUUACGUUUAUUUAAACACAGGCAUGUGUAAGGACACACCUACAUUUAUGCAAAUAUAUCACUAACACGUUUUUGUAUAUAAACAGAAGGGUUUUUUUCUUUUCUGCAGUAUAUAUACAUAUGCAAUAUAUCAGAAUCAACACUAGAGAUAUCUACCGAGAUGUAAACAGUACAUUCUGAAAUAAAUAAUGACGUUAGACAGUU
Molecule: messenger RNA, 4852 nt
Organism: Ictalurus punctatus (channel catfish)
Lineage: Eukaryota; Metazoa; Chordata; Actinopteri; Siluriformes; Ictaluridae
Gene: grin3ba
Product: glutamate receptor, ionotropic, N-methyl-D-aspartate 3Ba
Exons: 9
Coding region: 270-3785 (1171 amino acids)
Biological process (GO): modulation of chemical synaptic transmission; synaptic transmission, glutamatergic; ionotropic glutamate receptor signaling pathway
Cellular component (GO): postsynaptic membrane; plasma membrane
Molecular function (GO): transmitter-gated monoatomic ion channel activity involved in regulation of postsynaptic membrane potential; NMDA glutamate receptor activity
Source: RefSeq, a predicted model, not a curated record